AGCCACACCACGUGACCGACCCGCCGGGAAUUUCUUCGACUCGGAAACCGCUUCAUCUUCACCAGACACGCAACUCUCCCUGUCCUGCGCACCACCGGUUUAUCCACCGGUCUCAAGCAGCCGAGGAAGUCAAUUCACCCUACCAAUUCGUCCAAACCACUUCAAAAAACCCCAAACACCCCAAUACCACACCCACCAUGUUCUCCCGCGCCGCCGCGCUCCCCAGAGCCUUCGCUCUGCCCAUCUCGCAGACCCUCCGAACCGCACCCUCAAGCAGCAGCAGCAGCAGCAGCGUCAUCCAACAGGGCAUCUUCCGCUCGGUAGCAUCCCGCCCCAUCACGACGAUCGCCUCGAGCACGCCCGAAACGCAGACCCCGAACGCAGCCACAAGCACACCUCCGCCGACGACAAGCAGCUCGCCCACGCAGGCCGUCGAACAGCAAAGCUACACACACCCGGAGUCCAAACAGCCCCUGCCGCCGACGUUCAAUGACCCGCUGAAGCUCAGCAAGUCGCUGUACGAGCAGCUCCCCUACCUGACGAGCCAGCGGCCGCACUACGUGACCGCGCACCUGCACGACCGGCCGUAUCUCCUCACGGAAGGCGACCAGCUGCGUCUGCCGUUUUUGAUGCCCAAUGUGAAGACCGGGGAUGUGCUGCGGCUCAACCGCGCGAGCGUGCUUGGUUCGCGCGAGUUUACGAUGCGCGGUGCGCCGUAUCUGGACGAGCGGAUGUUUGAGUGUCGGGUCCGGGUGAUCGGGACGGAGUCGGAGCCCUUGCGGGUGAAGGAGAAGACGAAGAGGAGGCAGAGACAUGUGCGCCGGGUCAAGAGCAAGCAUCGUUAUACGAUCUUGAAGGUCAUGAAUGUGAAGGUCAAGACGGCGGAUGAGUUGUUGGAGGAAGGAGCGGUUGUCGUGGAGGAUGCGGAGAUGAUUAAGAAGGAGUGAAGGAGGAUAAAGACGCUUUAUUGAUUUGAGGGAAAAUCUACCAUUGAAAAAAAAAAAAAAAAAGGGUUUGGUGUG
This is a messenger RNA of Aspergillus steynii IBT 23096, 1022 nucleotides long. RefSeq names its product mitochondrial 54S ribosomal protein bL21m. The transcript has a single exon. The record is from RefSeq and is a predicted model, not a curated record. Lineage: Eukaryota; Fungi; Ascomycota; Eurotiomycetes; Eurotiales; Aspergillaceae. Gene Ontology annotation, molecular function: structural constituent of ribosome. Gene Ontology annotation, cellular component: mitochondrial large ribosomal subunit; ribosome. Bases 198 to 947 code for a protein of 249 amino acids.